GAAGUUAUUUCCCUUCAUAAAGUUAAUGGCGGCAGGCUCAAACUACAACGAAUGAUCGAUCACUGCAGUGGUUUCAAAAAAAAUUAUGGAUUCCUUCAGAAUGAGCCUGUCGUAAGAAUAUGAAUAAGGGAAGCCUUGCUAGUGCAGAAUAUCGCCUGCGUGUUCAAUUUUCAAGCACUGUAUUCGCCAACUAAAGGCUUUAGUCAUGCUAGAUCUUACGAUGUCAUCUAUCUAAAGACUGAAGGUCCCUGAAACAAGAAUAAGAUUUCCGAUUCUGAAAUACCAUGCCUUCAAUUGUGGAUAUACACGAUCGCUCCUAUGUCGAGGGCAGGCCUUCGAAAACGAGUUUAUGCAGUUGUGGGAGUAAGAAUAAGAGACGGUACACCUUCCUCGAGUCCUUGGAUGAACAAGUCCCUGAUCACCUACGACUGCCCAACGCGAGAAGAAUAGUACAUUUAUUCCCUGACAGAAGAGAUGAAGCUGCGCGGCAGCUCUACAGAUAUUUCAACAAACUGUCUUUAACUCGAAGCUGCCGAAGGUACGUAGAUCUCACUUGGAACAACCGGCUUCUGCGGACCGCCGGGUGGUGCGUCUUGCAUUUGAAUGGAGGAAAGCGAACAGUAACAAUCGAACUCUCUAACAAGGUGUGCGACACAGCAGAGCGGGUUCGCGAUACGCUGGUGCACGAGAUGUGUCACGCAGCUGUUUGGGUCAUCAAUGGCGAGAAACAAGGCCACGGACCUUUGUGGAAGCUAUGGGCAGACUGGGCCAACCAGCGUCUGCCAGAGCUGCCGCCUAUCAGUCGCUUGCACAGCUACAGCGUGGCUACCAAAUAUAUUUACGUCUGUACUAACUGCAACAUCAGCGUUGGGCGACACUCCAGAUCACUGGACAUGUCUUCGUGUCGGCAGUGCGGUAGCCGUUACGCGCUGUGCCGCCAGUCCAAGUCCGGCAUUUUUAGGCGUGAGCCGAGCGCCUACAGUGUCAGGAACUCAAGGGCCAUCAACCGCUUUUCCAUUUUCGUCAAGACUCACUAUUCAGUCGUGAAGAUGAGAGAGCGCGGCAUAGGGCAUGCGCAGGUCAUGAAGAUUCUUAGCAUGGAGUACGCAAAGGCCAAGCAAAGUGCUCUCGAAAGCGAAAAAGAAAAGACAAGACUAAUAACGCCUAAAAUAAAUAAUCGUUGCUGCAGUGAGACAGGGAUAGGAUGUGAGCUGUGAACUCUUCUAUAAACUGCGUAGGAGCAAGAGUGUGUACUCCGUGUCGGUUGGUUCGAAGGUUAUCAGAUAUCUCCUAGGUCUUCGCAUGUUGUCAAAAAUUGUGCGUGUUAAGAAAGAGCAAUUAAAAAACACUACGCAGGAAAAA
This is a messenger RNA of Pomacea canaliculata, 1362 nucleotides long. RefSeq names its product HMG box-containing protein C19G7.04-like. Lineage: Eukaryota; Metazoa; Mollusca; Gastropoda; Architaenioglossa; Ampullariidae. Gene Ontology annotation, cellular component: nucleus. The record is from RefSeq and is a predicted model, not a curated record. Bases 285 to 1217 code for a protein of 310 amino acids. The transcript is spliced from 8 exons.